Coffea arabica (coffee) is the source of this 849-nucleotide messenger RNA. Lineage: Eukaryota; Viridiplantae; Streptophyta; Magnoliopsida; Gentianales; Rubiaceae. The record is from RefSeq and is a predicted model, not a curated record.
AUGACAAAUCAUUCAGAGUUUUUUCAAAUGAGGGUCAAUGCAGCCGACAAAAAAGGACUUUCUCCACUUCAAAAAACCACCGCAGCUAUCCAUCAGUUAGCAUAUGGAGCACCUGCUGACCAAUUGGACGAGUACAUAAGGAUGGGUGAAUGCACUGCAAUCGAAUGUUUGUCACAAUUUUGUCGGUGCGUAAUCGAUAUUUAUGGGGCACAAUACUUGAGAAGGCCUAAUACUAAUGAUGUUGAACGUUUACUUCAAUUGCAUUCUGAGCGCCAUGGUUUCCCCGGAAUGCUUGGUAGCAUUGACUGCAUGCGUUGGCAAUGGAAGAAUUGUCUUGUGGCAUGGAAAGGUCAAUUUACUCGGGGUGAUCAAGGAUCUCCCACAAUAAUGCUAGAAGCAAUUGCAUCAGCAGAUUUGUGGAUAUGGCAUGCAUUUUUGGCGUCGCGGGGUCUAACAAUGACAUUAAUUUUUACAUCUCCUAAAGAUCCAAAGAGGAUCAAAUUUAAGCAAAUACAGGAGGCUGCAAACAAAGACGUCGAGCGAAUGGUCCAAUCUCGUUGGGCAAUUGUACGUGGCCCAGCUCGAUUUUGGCAUAAAGCUAAAUUGAAAGAUAUAGUGUACACAUGCAUCAUAUUGCAUAAUAUGAUUGUCGAGGAUGAGGGAGAUGCAAUAAAAAACUGGGAUGAUGAUGAUGAAGAACCAAUGAUCCCUGUGACUCAAGUCGAAAAUUUUCACCAUUAUCUUCAGAGGAAUGCGAAACUACGUGAUCGGGAAGUACAUCAUCAACUUCUGUCGGAUUUGUUCGAGCAUAUUUGGGAACGAUUUGGAGGCAAUAAUAAUAAAAAUUAG